Chilo suppressalis (striped riceborer) is the source of this 1851-nucleotide messenger RNA. The record is from the annotation of a GenBank genome assembly. Lineage: Eukaryota; Metazoa; Arthropoda; Insecta; Lepidoptera; Crambidae.
AUGUUAUUUAAAUUGUUUAUCUUGAGAAGACACCAGAAGACCUGGUGUUUUAUUUUCGAAGAAGCUUCUAAGAUCGAAGAAAUUGAAUUAUCAAUCGAACGUGAUAAAGAAAACGGAAACUUCAUAUUCUCGGAGCACAUCCAAGCUUACCGUCUGAGGUUUCAGAAGUUCAAAAAGGUUAUAACUAUAAUCUUUAUAACAUGUUCUAUCGUGUAUUUAUUGGCACCAUUUAUAGAAUAUUGUGUAAGGAAACUAACCCAAAGUGAAAGUAUCGGUUUGCCUCAUAUUGUACAAAUUUGGACCCCUUUAGACAACGAUUCCUGGGUUGGAUAUAUCAUAACUCUAUUAUUUGAAUGUAUCAUUAUGUGGUACAAUGUGUCGACUCACCUUGUGUUUGAUUUAACUUCUAUUGGUGUCAUGGUAUUUAUCAUUGGCCAAUUUAGUUUGAUAUGUCACUACAGCGAAGAAAUAGGAUGUAAAGAAGAGAUUUUUCAAUCUAAAAGAGGGGACGACUUGGCCCAUAAUCAAAUAAUCAUGUGUCAUCAAAUCUACGUUCGUAUAAAAUAUGUAACUGACAAGUUGAAGAAACUUCUUACAAAUCUGUUGGGGGUAUAUUUUCUAAUAUCUACUAUUCUACUAGGAUGCGUUGUUGUGAGAGUGAAUUCAUCUAAAAGCGAACGUACACCUUUUUUAUUGUUGGUGACGGGAUUGCUAAUUUCUAUGAAUGCGGUGGAUAAUGAAACUGUUAUAGAGCAAUAUUGUGAGAAAUUUACAACUCUAUCGUUAGGUACUAAAGAAUUAGCGUCAGUUGGCUGGUGUUUGUCAGUCACUCCUACGAUCGGGCCAAGUGAUUGGCUGUCGGAAGUAGCUGAUGAGCCAGAAUCUGUAGUCUGCAUCAGUGAGAUACUGAUACCUCCUUAUGACGAAUACGUCGAAACUAUUCCCGUAGACGAUAUGUCUGUCGUGGCUCAAACACUAUCCCACGAGAAUAGAAAUAACAAAGAGUUGGACACCGACGUCCUCGAAAUACUCGGCGAGGAUCCCUCGCACACACAGAACGUCGGAAAUAAUAUCCGUCCGGAACUAAUUGAUUCACUGCUUUUCGGUGAAGAACUAGCGGGAAUUCUUAAGACCGCUAAGUUGAUUAAUAAAUCCGGAACAGAAUUGAAAGCCGACCCACCUACAAAAAACCUACCCAAGAGGUCAAAAAUACCCCUCCAGAACCAUUUAAACCGGAAAGCUCCGGGUUCGGCGUACAGGCUGCCAGGCCCAUCUCAGAGGAGCUACGAGCCUGCAGGCCGCCGCCUACUUCCCCCGCCGCCGCUCGCGCGCUCUUCAAGGCAGUGGCCGCGUCAGCAGCAGCAUCAUCUGCCGCCGCCACCGCCGCCGCCACCACCAGCGGCGGGCCGGGCGGCGGUGUCUAAGCAAACACAGAUGACGAGUGCUAUUGCUUGUUUAGGAGAAAUUAUCUCUAAUGAACUGAACUUUAAGAACAAAGAUAAGGAAAGACUCGUGAAAAUUGAAAGCCGACCCACCUACAAAAAACCUACCCAAGAGGUCGAAAAUACCCCUCCAGAACCAUUUAAACCGGAAAGCUCCGGGUUCGGCGUACAGGCAGCCAGGCCCAUCUCAGAGGAGCUACGAGCCUGCAGGCCGCCGCCUACUUCCCCCGCCGCCGCUCGCGCGCUCUUCAAGGCAGUGGCCGCGUCAGCAGCAGCAUCAUCUGCCGCCGCCACCGCCGCCGCCACCACCAGCGGCGGGCCGCCACAGUUAAGUACGCUGGCAGACUGCUUUACUUUCGGGAACAAUGGUCACUUAUCACUAAUGAUCUUACGAUCCUUUCUUGGAUAG